AUGAAGUACGUGGUGGUUUCCGGCGGCGUGGUCUCGGGAUUAGGGAAAGGCGUGACGGCGUCUUCGGUCGGCGUGAUGCUCUCCGCGGCGGACUACAGAGUGACGCACAUAAAAAUCGACCCGUACAUAAACGUGGACGCCGGGACGAUGUCGCCGUUUGAACACGGGGAAACGUACGUUUUGGACGACGGGGGAGAGUCGGAUUUGGAUUUAGGAAACUACGAACGGUUUUGCGAUAUCAACUUGACCAGGGACCAUAACAUCACGACCGGGAAAGUGUAUCAGUCGGUGAUCGAGAGAGAACGGGAAGGGAAGUAUUUAGGGAAAACCGUGCAAGUGAUUCCACACGUGACGGAUGAAAUCCAGGAUUGGAUCGAACGCGUCGCGCAUAUUCCGGUGGAUGGGAAGGAAGGCCCACCGGACGUGUGCAUCGUCGAGCUGGGUGGGACGGUUGGAGACAUCGAGAGCAUGCCUUUUAUCGAAGCUUUGAGGCAGUUUCAGUUUCGCGUCGGGCCGGAAAAUUUUUGUUUAGUGCACGUGAGUUUAGUCCCAGUCGUUGGUUCCGUCGGCGAGCAGAAGACGAAACCGACCCAACACUCGAUUCAAGCGCUGAGAAGCGCGGGAUUGGCGCCGACGAUGUUGGCCUGCAGAAGCUCGUCCGCGUUGGAUAAAGCGGUGAUGGAGAAGUUGGCGUUGUUUUGCCACGUGAGCCCGAACAAUAUUUUGAACUUGAUCGACGUUUCGAAUAUUUGGCACGUGCCGUUGAUUAUGGUGGAACAGAAAGCGCAUUUGGCUAUUCUCGGGCACUUGCAGAUGAAGCCGAGACCGUUAAAGUUGGAAGCGUGGAAACACAGAGCGGAAAAGUGGGAUAGCGUGCACGUGCCGUGUUCGAUUGCGGUGGUUGGGAAGUACACCGGCUUGGGCGAUUCGUAUUUAUCCGUGACGAAGGCGUUGAUGCAUUCAUCAAUCGCGUGCGAUAGAAAGUUGAAGAUUUUAUGGAUCGAGGCUGAAGAUUUGGAAGAAGAGUCUAAACAAGCGAACGAAGAUAAGUACGACGAAGCGUGGGCAAAAUUGAAAAGGGCGGAUGGCGUGUUAGUGCCUGGUGGUUUCGGCGGCAGAGGCGUGGAAGGGAAGAUGUGCGCGGCAAAGUACGCGCGAGAGAACGAAAUCCCGUACUUGGGCAUUUGCUUGGGCAUGCAAGUCGCGGUAAUUGAGUUUGCCAGGAACGUGUGCGGCCACGCGGACGCGCACUCGACGGAGAUGGACCCGACAACGGAGCAUCCGGCGGUUAUUUUCAUGCCGGAAGGAUCCAAGACGCACAUGGGCGGUACCAUGCGUUUGGGCGCGCGAGAAACUAUUUUUCAAACGAAAGAGUGCGUGUCGUGGAGAUUAUACGGUAAGAAAGACGCGGUCGCGGAGAGACAUCGACACCGGUACGAGGUGAAUCCGGAAAUGGUGGACGAGCUUGAGCAAAAAGGGUUGCAUUUUGUCGGGAAAGACGAAACCGGAACGAGAAUGGAAAUUUGCGAAUUGGCCAAUCAUCCGUUUUUCGUGGCGUGCCAGUACCACCCGGAGUUCAAAUCGCGACCGGGGAGACCGAGCCCGAUGUUUAUGGGUUUGUUAUUGGCGGCGAGUGGACAGUUGGAGUCGUACGUCUCCGACGAAGCCGUCGAGUUAAGAAUUUCAAUGGGGAACAUGAUGCGUUCGCCGAUAAAAUCGAUCAAAGCGGCUGGGUUGUACGUCGGAGGCACGGACUGA
Molecule: messenger RNA, 1758 nt
Organism: Bathycoccus prasinos
Lineage: Eukaryota; Viridiplantae; Chlorophyta; Mamiellophyceae; Mamiellales; Bathycoccaceae
Exons: 1
Coding region: 1-1758 (585 amino acids)
Biological process (GO): pyrimidine nucleobase biosynthetic process; CTP biosynthetic process
Molecular function (GO): CTP synthase activity; identical protein binding
Source: RefSeq, a predicted model, not a curated record